AUGAACAAUCUAAAAGUGUUCGGACGAAUUCAAGUUGCCAAGAGAAGCUAUUCCCCACUUCCAGUGGAUCCAUUAUUACGGUUUAAAGCUAUCAGUCAGACACAAAAAGCUCCUCGUGUUUUGAUUACUGGAUCUCUCGGACAACUAGGAAGAGGUCUGAAUUCAGUUUACAAGUAUAUGUAUGGAUCAGAAUGCGUCGUUAUGAGUGAUAUUGUUCGUCUUCCUGCAAAUGCCACAGAUGUUUCUGACUACAAUUAUUUGGAUAUUCUGAAUCAAGGAUCUAUUGAAGAAAUUGUUGUUAACAAGAAUAUCGACACUAUCGUUCACUUCUCUGCCCUCUUAUCAGCCGUAGGAGAGACAAACGUUCCAUUGGCUUUGCAAGUGAACUGCAGAGGAGUAGAGAAUAUUCUUCAAGUUGCAGCAAAACACAAGCUGAAAGUAUUUAUUCCAUCCACAAUUGGUGCCUUCGGACCAACGACUCCAAGAGAAAACACACCAGAUCUCACAGUUCAAUGCCCAACCACUAUCUAUGGAGUCAGUAAAGUAUAUGCCGAAAGACUUGGAGAAUAUUUCAAUCAUCGUUUUGGAGUAGACUUCAGAAGUAUGAGAUUCCCGGGUAUCAUCUCAGCAACUAAACCAGGAGGUGGAACAACAGAUUAUGCCAUUCAAAUCUUCUAUGAUGCUCUUCAAAAGGGAAAACACACUUGCUACCUUCGACCAGACACUCGUCUUCCAAUGAUGUAUGAUACCGAUUGCAUGGCUUCAAUCAUUCAGUUACUGUCUGCUGAAAGCGAAUCAUUGAAGAGAAGAACGUACAAUGUAACAGGAUUCUCAUUCACACCAGAGGAAAUUGCUGAUGCAAUUCGACGAGUGAUGCCAGGUUUCGAGAUUGAUUACGAUAUCUGUCCAACAAGACAAGCUAUUGCUGACUCAUGGCCAAAAUCGUUGGAUGACAGUGAAGCUCGAAACCCAUAUCUAAACUACCCUGGACAAUUUGGAAAUUUAACCGAAACCGACAAAAAGCAACAUUGUAAAUUACAGAUUCAGACAUGGAUGUAUAUUCAUUCUGGAGUAAGUAUUGUCACAUCACUUCUCGGAAUAAUUCUCGGCUCAAUUUUAUUGGUUAGGACGGAAUGGCAUGAAAAAUUGUUUUUGUACCGGCUAACGUUAGCAUAUCUACGUAGAGCAGAUCCUAGUAAAUAUUGGAUUGCUUAUCGGGUAUUUUUUGGUGUAUGGAUUGCGAUACAUUCUAUUCAUUUAGUGACAAUCGUUCUCAGUAUUAUUGCUGUUCAUAAAUCAUAUCUGAAACUUCUGAAACCUCAACUUGUGGCUCUUUUGGUCCAGCUUGGAUUAUUUAUCGUUUUGAUUUCCAGUCUUGUUGUGUACAGUAUAACUGGAACAAGAGUAGCUUGGUUAGCGCUUGUCGUUAUUCUUUUUCAUACAUUGUUUGCUUCCACAAACUUAUUUCUUCUUGCGAAAUAUCAUCGUUUUCUAGAUGAAAAACUGCAGAUAUUGAGAGAGAUUUUGAGUGCACAGGCCAAAUCAGUUCACUUCAAGGACGAUUCCUCU
Caenorhabditis briggsae is the source of this 1569-nucleotide messenger RNA. The record is from RefSeq and is a predicted model, not a curated record. The transcript is spliced from 9 exons. The annotation marks the transcript as partial. NCBI's taxonomy places the organism in Eukaryota, Metazoa, Nematoda, Chromadorea, Rhabditida, Rhabditidae. Gene Ontology annotation, molecular function: L-threonine 3-dehydrogenase activity. Gene Ontology annotation, biological process: L-threonine catabolic process.